CGUGUACGCAUGUUUAUGUUUUUACUCGCAUAUAUGCAUAUGUACAUGCAUACAUACCAGUGAGCUACGGUAGAUGAAUUCCCAAUUGCAAUUUGAAAGAAAUCAAAAUCAAAUGAGCAUUCAAUUGAGGGAAAAUAACAAAGCGCAGGAGAACUCACAUCAACAGUCGUACUACGAGCAACAAUGCGCAAGCACAUAAGCGAUCCGCCACUUGUAUAGCUCAUACGCUCAGUAUCCAAUAAACACACAGCGCCAGCAUGCCACUCACCCCAUUUCCCACUCAAUCGCUCAGAGUCAGCAAUGAGAAUUCCUUUACUCUGCCAUUGAGUGAAUAUUCAUUUUCAAGUUCAUUAAUUUCAAGCAAGUAUGUGCCAAUAAGCAAGCAGUUGGAGCAAAAGAAAAACCACCACCAACAAGCAGCGGCUGAACACUUGCACACUUUGGUGAACACACACAAGCAUAAACGGACGCUUGCGUACGGGGAAUGAACGUAGAGCAACUACAGCUACCAAUUGAGCACUUGGACGAUGAACACGGCUAACAGAACGAACAGUCAACACACAUAACAGUAGCACCAGUACCAGCGCCAGCACCAGCACCAUUAGUACCACUAGCCACCGCUAGCGGCAGCAAUAACAAUUACAACAACCAUAUUGAGCACAUUAAGGCGCACCAGCUUGUAUGCGAAUAGCGGCGUCGCAAACACCAGCGCAAACAACUUCUACACCCAAAGGCAGCAACUUCAGUUGUAAAACGGAUGUCGAAUGUUGUAGAGGUUUGGAACGGACAAACUUCAACGGACAAAAGCGUAAAACGUAGUAUAUAUACAAAGCACUGCAUACUAAGUCUACGAUCAGUUUGAAAAUUAAGAAAACAAAAACAAAAGUAAAUCGUAAUCGGUGAAUGAUUCCAGUAGUGAUCGAAAUCGUGAAUGGGAAAUAGUUUAAUUUAUGCGACUAUAAAUUUUUAAGGCGCAAGUGAUCGCUACCGACAAGUGAUUAUGUCAGGAAAUUUCUAAAAAAAUAAAAAUAAGAAAAAACAAAAGCACAAAGAUUUAUGAGUACAAUUGGGGAAAUCAAAUUACUCAUCAACUAAAAUUAACUUAAAUAAAAUUUAAAUCUAUCGCGAAACAUUCGAUUGCCCGCAAGAGUUAUUGUGAUCAUUAAGGACUUGCGAGCGCAAAUAUUGAGGUUUAUUGGAUAUUCAUAAAUUGCAACGAAAUUGGAAGUACAGUAAAAGUACCAAAAGAGCAAACGUAUAAUGGGAAAAAAGUUUAAGUACUAAAAUAACACACCGCGAGAAUUAUUUGCGGCUGAAGGGCGUGAAAUUGCUUAAGACGAUUUAUUUUUCAUUUACGCGAUAAAUUGUGUGCGUAUUGUGGGCGCGCGAUAGCCUGUGAAAUUGAAUGGCAUUCAAUGCGCGCAGUAGCUGGAAUUUGAUAAACUAAAAACUGCUCACUGGAAUUUUUGCAAUUGAAUUUGAAUAAGAAGAACUCUUAUCGCGGUUUCAUUCAAAGAGGAAAGAAAUUUGCGUAUGUAUUUGUGAAACUGUGAACAUUAGAGUUCAUGCGUUAGUGCAAGAUCGCCACUGUUGGUUAUCGAUCGUUGGUUAUGCCGACGGGCCGCACAAAUGUGUAAAAAUAAAUUAAAAUUUAAGCGAAAAUUGUAAAGCGUUAAAGAUUUACAUUUGAUUCAAAAAAAAGCAAAACAUUUGUGAGUGGAUCCUACGAAUUGUAAAAUUAAAGAGAAAUAAAAAAAUUAAAAAGAAAUAUAAAAAUUCAGGUGCUUAAUUUUGGAAUAAAAAUUCACGAAAUUAUUAAAAAUUAAAAAACUUAAAGAGGAUACAAGACCUAAAUGACAAAUUGCAGAAUGAUUGGAAUAAAAAGUUUAGAAUAACAGAAAACCAAAAACCGAAAAUAAAAAUAAGAAAAAUAAACAAUGAUAAAAAAUAAAACGAAUCAUAAAAAACUAUUUUCUUAUUUAUAAAAAAAGAAAACCUACCAAAAUAAUAAAAACAAAAACAAAUUAUCGAUAAUAAAUAAUUAAAAAAAUAAAUCUAAUUAACAAAAACUAUUUUCUUAUUUAUAAAAAUAGAAAACCUAUAAAAAUAAUAAAAACAAAAACAAAUUAAUAAUAAAAAAUAAAUCUAAAAAACACAAUUUUCUUAUUUAUAAAUAUAGAAAACCUAUAAAAAUAAUAAAAAAGUGCAUAAAUCUUAUGAAAAGAAAUAAUGAAAAAUAAACAGUUGAUAAAAAAAAAAAUCAAUGAAUGAAUGAGAAUCCAUAAAAAGUGAAAAAAAAAAUGAUGGCAUAUAAACAUAACAUAUUUUAGCAUAAAACAUUUAAUCAAAACAAUCAGAGUUGCAAUGCAAUGCAAUGCAAAACCUUUCAAUUAAAAAACAAAACUGAUCGCCAACUGCUGCGUGAACUCCCACGAAAAUUUGUAAUACAGAACAUCCCCUAAAUUCAACGAACUGUACGAGUUCCUCACUCACAUCUACCAAACAGCCCUCGCUUCGAACAUAACCACACAAACAGCGAAUUCGCAAACUCAAGCUUAAUCAAUUAACUUCAAUUGAAAUGAUGCCAGUCCAUCUAAUCUUUAAUAUUUAUUGCAAAAUCAAACGUCCAAUAAUCUGUGCAUUACAUUCACUCAAUUAAAAACGGACUCCACAACGAUCGCUGCUGAAAGUUUAAACGACGUCAAUGACGAGCAUUUUCCCAGCUACCAGUUUGAAAAUUUCUCAUUGCCGUCCUUGCCCAGCCAUAGAAGAAAACGUGAAGACAUGCCGCCCUCUGCGUUCUUAGUUGGUUCAACCAUUUUGACUACAGCCAAAUCAGUGACGAGUAGCAGCAACAGCAAGAGCAGCGCCAUCAUCAACGCCAAUACCACAGCUACAAAAUACUUCACAACGAAACAGUUCUCGCCUACGAAAAAAAUCACCUCGAUUUGCACUUCGCCCUCCCUAUCGCCAACACAAGUGACGCCAGCGAAAUACGCAGCGGGUAGUCCAACAAAUACACACAAAUACAAUCAAAAUAAUAAUUGUCAAACGGUGCAAAAUUACAAUUACUUAAGAGCAACGGCGGAACAGCAGCAGCAACAACAGACGCAGCUGGUGGAGGAGCAAUACUUGCAACGGCAAGAAUAUCAAUCACAGCCACAGUUGAAGAAAUCUCCACAAAAAAUGGUGCUGCAAAGCUAUGAAAAUUAUACCUCUUACCACUUACCUGCGCAUCAUCAACAUGCGUCGCAUGUGUUGUCGCAACAUUUGCCGUUGUCGCAACCGCAACCGCAUCAGCAUCAUCAGCAGCAGCAACAGCAUCAUCAUAAUCAGCACCACCAACAACAGCAGCAGCAAUCGCAUCAGUACCAGCAGCAAUCGCCGCAGCAUCCGCAACAACAACAUCUGCAGCAGCAGCAGCAAAGUUUGCAAUCGCUGACACAGCAAACACAGCAUCACCGUUUGUCCGGUGGCAGUACUGGCAGUGCCUCUGUUAGUUCCUCCUCUUCAUCCAGCGCCUCGACGACAGCCACUGGCCUUGGCGGUAGUACCUCGGGUUUAAGCACCGGUGCUCCCUCGGUAGUUGAUUCACCAAAUCCUACCGCCUCUUCGCUCGGCAUUGGCUAUUUCAAUGACAUGGCCACCAAUUUUGUUGGUGACUAUGCGCCAUCACAUCAUCCAACCGCGAAUUCAUAUUACACUGACAUCGAUGCGAAUUUCUUUAGUCAAGGCUACAGCAGUAAUCAGCACGAGCACAGCAACAACAGCCCGCCCCCGCAAACGCAACAGCAGCAACAGCAGACGCAAAAUGGAAACAACAAUGCAUCGCUGCUGUCACAUGCGCAACAGCAACAACAACAACAAUCCCAGCAGUCCAAUAAUCCCGCCGCCAACAAUAAUGCGUCAGCCGUCAACGCCAACCAGACGGGCGGUCAGACACCCAGCCACAACAACAACAACAGUGCCAAUUUGAAUUACAUGCAAAUGGCGAUGCGAAACUCCGCUGCCAACGCAGCACUCUACACCCAGCAUCAGAUGAAAGAGGAGCCUGGCACUCAAAAUGCAUCCUCCUAUUCGAGCCUCGGCAGUGGCAAUAGCAAUGGUCAAACUGAUCCCGCUGAUCUUUCCGUUUCAUCCGUUUAUGGUUUGCCUGCUCAUCUGGCCGGAGCUGCUGCUGCGGCAGCUGCGGCUGCUGCAUCGGGUGUACAUUACGAUGACAACGACUAUCAUAGCACGAUUUCAUCGCAAGAACACCAGAGCUAUCAGGAUAAUGGUGCCGAUUUUUAUGGCAUUACAACGGCGACUAAUGAACAGAAGUACAAUGCCUACGGACGGUCACCAUUUCCCGAUGCAUAUGGCUCCGAUUAUUCGCCUUACGAUCCGUCUCGAUUCCCAACGAUGACCGGGCAAUCGCCAAUCGAUCAGUGGGGCGUACAUCAUGCGGGGCAACAUUCGGCGACGUAUAUGAAUACGAUGAGCUUGGAAAAGGCACUGAUGGGCGCGUAUCCCAUGCAAGGCGGAGUGCCGUGUUUUACGGGCUCUGGGCCCAUACAACUGUGGCAAUUUCUAUUAGAACUGCUAAUGGACAAGACGUGUCAGGGCUUCAUUUCGUGGACUGGUGAUGGCUGGGAGUUCAAGCUGACCGAUCCAGAUGAGGUUGCGCGUCGCUGGGGCAUUCGCAAGAAUAAGCCAAAAAUGAACUAUGAAAAGCUCAGCAGAGGCCUGCGUUACUAUUACGACAAAAAUAUUAUCCACAAGACGGCUGGCAAGCGCUACGUUUAUAAAUUUGUUUGUGAUCUACAGAACCUAAUCGGCUAUACACCAGAAGAAUUGUGUGCUAAAUAUGACCUCAAGACGGACAAGAAAGAUGACGAUUAAAGCAUUGUUUGAGGGCAGUCCGCCAAGGCAAACAAUAAAAUUAGCUAUGACUGCAGCAACGAGCCCCCAAGCCACCCACACAACUCAAGGCGCGCUUUGAGCAAGAAUGCGAACUUUAUGAAUGCCAAAAGGUGUGAGAUCAUCAAUCUACUCCUGUGCAGUUCAAAUCGCCAAUGUGGCUGGUUCCAGUGCUGUGCAAGAGAUGCGGUGCGGUGCGGUGCGAUGCGGUGCAUUCAUGUAAAUGUGGAUUCUUCCAAAUGUGCUUAAUUUCAAAAGUACAUAAAUACUUUACAUAUAAACGCAUACACACACACACAUAUGCAAUUAUAUUUAAAAAUACUUACAUUAUACAGUUAAAGAUGCCUUUUUUACAAAAAUUUCGCUAUUUUCUGUGCUUACUCAUGCCUAAGUUUUAAGUCAUCUAAUAUGAUUUAAGUUAAUUCAUUUGGGGAGAUUGCAUACUUACACAUGCACAUACACAGCAUACAUGCACGUACGGCUGUGUGUAUGUAUAUGUACGAACAGUGCGAUUUGAAAUGCAAUGGAAGCGCGCACAAAGCGACAGUAGAAAAAUUAUGCUGACGUGAAAACAUAAAAAUCGUGAUCAUAAUUUUAAGGUUGCACAACAGUUUUAUGUUAUAGCGCAAAAUAAAAUAUAUUUUAAAUAUAUAAAAUAUUUUAAAUAUUUAGAAAACAACGCAGAUAACAUUUCAAUAUUACUUUUAAACGAAAAAUAUGAAUAACAAUGUUGUAAAAAUGUAGUCAAAUUUAAGUUAGAGAGUAAAAGUAAACCAGAAAAUAUUGAUAAAAUAAAAACUUCUGUAUAGUGCCUAGAAAGUUUGUAAAGCGCAGUGUUUCAUAAGUGUUAUUGUUUAAUUUACUAUUGUAGAUUAUAAUUUUUGAAAUUACAAAAAAAAUUUAAUUUACAUGUAAUUAAAAUUAUAAAUAUCUUUUGAGUUAAAAUAAAAAAUAAAAGGCUUACAAAUUUUAAUGAAAUAAAAUAUAACAGGAUAUGAAAAUAAACAACAACAACAAAUAAAAAAUAUUACAAAAUAAAAAGAAAAUAAAUACAAAAAUAAAAAAAUAGUAUAAAAUAAAAUGCAACAAAAGCAAAAGUAAUAAAAAAACAAUAAUACAAAAUAAUAUAAAAUUAAAUGAAAUAAAACAAGACAAAUUAAUUUAAAAAAUUAAAUUAAAUGAAGGAAACUAAAAAAAAAUAAUGUAAAUUAAUGACAUAAAACAAAAUAAAUUCAAAUAGAAUAAAUUGGCAUGCGUUAAAUAAGGUGAAAUAUAAUAAAUUAAAACAAAAUUAAAUAAAACGAGUUAAAACGAAAUAUAAAAAAAUAAAAAUAAAUAUAUAACAAUGAACGAGAAAAUAUAACAAAACAAAAAAUAAUAUAAUAAAAUAAUUCACAUAAAUUUAAGUAAUAUAAAAUAAAUUAGAACGAAGUAAAAUUAAAUAAAAUAAAAUAAAAUAAAAUAAAAAAUAAAAUUAAAUUAAAUUAAAUUAAAUUAAAUAAAUUCACAUAAAUUAAACAAAGUGAAAUAAAAUAAAAUAAAUCAAAAUGAAACAAAUAGACAUAAAUUAAAUAAAGUGAAAAAAAAUUUAAAUGAAAAAUAUAAAAUAAUACAAAACACAACGAAAUAAAACAAAGUAAAUUAAUUUAAAAAAAAUUAAUUGAAUGAAGUAAAAUAAAAUAAUGUAAAUUAAAAUUAAAUAAAAUAAAUUAGAAUGCAAUGAAUUUGCAUAAAUUAAAUAAAGUGAAAUAAAAUAAAUUAAAAUAACUGUUAAGCAAACUAAAUAUAAAAAAUUAAAAAAAUAUAUAAAAUGAACGAGAAAAUAUAA
Anastrepha ludens (Mexican fruit fly) is the source of this 6727-nucleotide messenger RNA. RefSeq names its product ETS-like protein pointed. The transcript has 4 exons. The record is from RefSeq and is a predicted model, not a curated record. Gene Ontology annotation, cellular component: nucleus. Gene Ontology annotation, biological process: regulation of transcription by RNA polymerase II; cell differentiation. Bases 2785 to 4881 code for a protein of 698 amino acids. Lineage: Eukaryota; Metazoa; Arthropoda; Insecta; Diptera; Tephritidae. Gene Ontology annotation, molecular function: sequence-specific DNA binding; DNA-binding transcription factor activity, RNA polymerase II-specific.